Molecule: messenger RNA, 2421 nt
Organism: Cotesia glomerata
Lineage: Eukaryota; Metazoa; Arthropoda; Insecta; Hymenoptera; Braconidae
Exons: 3
Coding region: 942-2177 (411 amino acids)
Cellular component (GO): membrane
Molecular function (GO): ligand-gated monoatomic ion channel activity
Source: RefSeq, a predicted model, not a curated record
CAAAUAGUCGGUUAGGAUGUUCUUGAUUCCCGGUGGUCUGGAUGGUGACGUAGAUCCAUACUCUACUGGGAUCUAGACACAGAACCCGACAGAGAAGGAGAGAGCAGUUGCGAAAACAGCGAUAUCGUUAUUUAUGUAUAGCCAACGGAGUACCGACUGCCGACUAGUAACUAGGAAGGGUGACUCUAUAUCUCAGUACUCCCUAGCGACGAUCUACCCCAAGCAGUACCUACGCCUUUCAAUAUAAUCCAGUAGCAGUACAUUGUGUGGAUUUCUGGUCUGUCGCUGCUAACCAACGUAAAAUCCACCACUGAGAACUGAGAAGUGAGGACUAUUGACUAUUAACUCACGGGUACACUAUAGAGGAUCACUUUCGAUCGGUACGCAGGGUUGAUGUCCUGGAAAAUUGCCACGAGCCUGAAACCGUUUUCUUCUACGGCAACGUCCAGGAUGAGAUUGUGCAAGCAGCGGUGGAUAAUAACAGAAAAAUCCAACGGCUAAAUGACGAGGAUCAGAUUGUCGCUGUCAAUUCCAAGGACUUGCUGGUGAUAUUCCUGGACCAGGUGCACAACUGGAGCAAAAGACUAGCAGGAGCUUUUAUAGGGAUCAACACCGUUUUUGUGGUGGUUGAAGAACUGAAGUUUGAUCAGGUGAAAGUGAUAUUUGCGGAUCUGUGGAACGCCAGUGAGAGCGCCAAUGUUUUUGUUUUCUCCAAGACGGAGGAUGGAAAGAGCUUGCAGGUUGUUACUUUCAAUCCGUACGGCAAUUACGCCCCUAAGGGGUUUUGGAACAGGUGGAAGGAGCAGAAGAUAUUUUUUGGGAGAUAUUCAAUUGAUAGAAGGAUAGAUCCAUGCUCAAUCCUGCUAUUCGACCGCACAAAGAACCUAGAAGACUACCCAAUCCAAGCUCUGCAAUUCUUACCAAACGACGGGGUAAAACCAAUGAUAAGUCAUUUUCUAGUAACCCGAAAAGGCUCUUUCCCAUACGUGACAAUCUACCCGAGGUUAACCUUCAUCCUGAGCAGCCUGACAAAUUCCCUAUCAGUUUCCGUUAAUCUAACCAACCUAAUACCCCUAGACGAAAAAUUAUCUUCAAUCCUGAUCAAAUCAUCCCUGAAAAAAUCGGUGGACCUCAAAAUUCAGCCUGUCUCCACCCGCAACACCAGUUUAUUAUCCUUUUACGACCCUUCCUACCCAUUCAUGACCCACCAAGACGUCAUAGUAACCCACCGUCUAGGUCUCAUGACCCCCUUGGAAAAAAUGUUCAACUUCUACGGAUGGCUCACCAUUGCCGCCACUGUGGUAAUAAUCUCCGCAGCUUUUCUCGUAAUUUACCUGUCCAACAACCUGCAUUUAUCCUUCAGUAUCUUCAAUUCUCUCCGGUUGAUCAUCAACAUAGGCAUUACUUCCAAAAUGGAGUCCACCAAAAGCAGAAUAUUCUUCUCAAUGAUCUUCCUUUACUUCUUGGUGAUCCAAGCAACAUUCUCCGGACAUUUGGCAGCUUUUCUGACCAAACCGGAGUACCGAAAAAACGUCGAAAGUCUAGACGACCUCAAGGAUUCACGGUACCAAGUGAUUUACGCUCAUAAAUCCUCAGAAGGUUACAUCACAGAUGAAUCAUUACUUUCCAAAACUAUUUUUGGAAAAUAUCAUUGCAAUACUGACACUAUUGUCAAUCCAAGAGUCGCUUGCGUUGUCAGUUAUAGAACAAUAAGAUACCUGAUCGCUGAAUUUGAUCUUCAUCAAGCAAAAAAUCCUUUGGUUUCUAGUUUCAACUUCUUUUUAAUAAGGAAAAAUUGGAGACUCAAAGACCGGGUUAAUUUUUUAAUAGCAAGGAUUGUUGAUUCUGGGCUUAAUUUCCAGAAAUCUAACUUUUCUGGGUCGAAGAUCAAGAGAUACUUUCGCCAGCUGAAAGAAAGGCUUGGUCCUAAUUAUUAUCGACCAGUUGAAUUCCAGGAUCUGUUUUUUAUAUUUGUCCUGCUUAGUGUUGGGCUUCUGGUGGCAAUUCUGGCGUUCUUUGGGGAAUUGGCUGUUCAAGGAUGGAAGGAUCAUCAGAAUAGCAUCAGGAAAAGAUGGAGAGCUGUUAAAAGGGGGGUUAAAAUUGUGAGAAGUAUGGUGAUGGUUAAAAUUAAGAAGUGGACGAGAAAACCUAGAAAAAAGCGAAGAUCUAGGUCAUAAAAAGGUUAUUGGGUAAAGGAUAUUGUAGUCGGAGAGAUUCUCUGUAGUUUGAGUACCCACAUAGUUUUUUGUGCGCGUGUGUGCUCAUGUGUGCUUUUUGUGUGUAAUUUAGGGAAAGGAGUAGUGUUGGUAGUCUAAUUAAAGGAAAUUUUGAGGGGAAACUAAUGGUGCUAUUGGAAAUUUAAUAAAAAAAUUUUGAAAGAUUUUAAGAGUUGUUUUUUUGUAGGAAGGAUUUUUUUUGAGA